AUGGGUAUUUCCCGUGACUCGCGCCACAAGCGCCGCCUGACUGGUGGUAAGCACCCUUACUUCCGCAAGAAGAGGAAGUUUGAGCUCGGUCGCCAACCCUCCAUGACCAAGCUCGGCACGAAGCUUGUGCGCCCCGUUCGCGUCCGCGGUGGAAACUUGAAGAUGCGUGCUCUUCGUCUCGAAACCGGCAAUUUCUCCUGGGGCUCUGAGGGUUUCUCCGGCAAGUCGCGUAUUCUUAACGUCGUUUACAACGCUUCGAACAACGAACUGGUCCGUACCAACACCCUUGUGAAGGGGUGCAUCGUUCAGAUCGACGCCACCCCAUUCCGGCAGUACUACCACAGGCACUAUGGCAUCGAUAUUGGAAAGAAGAAGGCCGGCGAGGGUGCUGGCGAGGUCAUUUCAGCGAAGAGAGCUGAGAAGCAAAAGAAGCGCGCGGAAGGUCGCUUGGAGCUCGACCAGGGUGUCGCCGAUUUAUUCCAAUCGGGACGACUUCUUGCAUCCCUUUCCUCCCGCCCUGGACAGUGCGGUCGCGCCGAUGGAUACUUGUUGGAAGGGAAAGAGCUUGAGUUCUAUACUAGGAUGAUGCAAAAGAAGAAGAAGGCUGGCAAAUAACUUGUUCUUUGUUGCGGUCUGGAUUGUGCCGUUGCACGCGGGAUAGCAUAUGCAUCGACGAUCGUAGAAUUCAGUCCUCUUGGCUGUAUGCAGUCUUUGUCUCUACGUUUUACGCCUCGCGCGAUCCAUGUUUUACUAAAGGAACUCGUAUAGUUGCUGUGCAAAACGCGUCCCAAAAAGCGAUUGGGCUCCUCGCAUGCCCACAGGAGUCGACUACGAAGUGAUGUCUUCUUUCCGCGAGGAGAUAGUGCAGGAGACGUGAACCAUCUGGACCACUUCCUACACAAAGGAGCGACUUCGUUCUUUGUGACUCUGAUAGCGAGCUCUCACCUCUAGUAGAAUUGAGGUUGAAGGAGAACUAGCUUCUGAAGGAGAACUGGCUCCUGAAGGGAGGUCUUAGCCAGGGAAUCUGAAUUGCUGCUUGAUAUUCAACCUCUCCGAAGUGUCUCUGGAGUGCGGAGGCCACCUGAGAAUCCAGAGAAACUGCGACAAGAAGACUUGUGUAGCGACAUCUUAAAACAGAGAGUAACAUGACUCCUGGCAUAGUUCCCGCAUCCAUUUUAGGAAUUUUGCUGCUACUAAACUGGCAACCAAGUUAUUCGAC
Messenger RNA from Chondrus crispus (carragheen), 1219 nucleotides. RefSeq names its product 40S ribosomal protein S8. Gene Ontology annotation, molecular function: structural constituent of ribosome. The record is from RefSeq and is a predicted model, not a curated record. Bases 1 to 615 code for a protein of 204 amino acids. Gene Ontology annotation, biological process: maturation of SSU-rRNA from tricistronic rRNA transcript (SSU-rRNA, 5.8S rRNA, LSU-rRNA); translation. The transcript has 3 exons. Lineage: Eukaryota; Rhodophyta; Florideophyceae; Gigartinales; Gigartinaceae. Gene Ontology annotation, cellular component: cytosolic small ribosomal subunit; ribosome.